Molecule: messenger RNA, 4877 nt
Organism: Oncorhynchus tshawytscha (Chinook salmon)
Lineage: Eukaryota; Metazoa; Chordata; Actinopteri; Salmoniformes; Salmonidae
Product: hemojuvelin
Exons: 4
Coding region: 362-1636 (424 amino acids)
Biological process (GO): BMP signaling pathway
Cellular component (GO): plasma membrane
Molecular function (GO): coreceptor activity
Source: RefSeq, a predicted model, not a curated record
GUGUGCGCCCAAGUGGACAGUUGUUACGCGAGCAGCAGGUGUUCGACACGAGUGAUUUAUACCACUCGUGGAGAAACACUGUUAAAUAUCUCACUCAUCUGAUAGCCGACAUCGAGGGAGGAAGGAAAAGCGGCUUGCCAUGAAACCAGUUUGAGACUGGACAUCAGUGUCGGCAGCUCACUCGGACAGUUUGGGAGUUUGGUGUCAGUGCAGGCAAAACCUACUUCGCCUUUUUCCUAUUGGAACGAGUGAGGUGGGGACAUUUACGCAGUGUCUCAUACGGAGCUUCAACAGAGGUGUGAUUUGCCCCUGUACUGAGCCUGAGCCUGGUCUGCAGCCCUCGGCCUGAGGCUGGAAGGGGAUGGGGACACUGGCCCUUUGCAGCCACUACUCACAGCUGUCAUGGAAACGCAGCGUCAUAGUGGCAAUGCUACUGUUUCACCUGUGCUGCCUGCAAGUAUGGGCAUCCUGUCGCAUCCUGAGGUGCAACUCUGACUUUGUAGCUGUCACCCUGGACCUUGGGGGCAGUGGAGGGGGCGGAGGAGGAGGCAGCAGAGAGGGCAAUGCGGGCUACUGCAGCGCCCUCCGCUCCUAUGCCAUGUGUACCCGCCGCAUGGCCCGUGCCUGCCGGGGCGACCUGGCCUACCACUCGGCCGUGCAGGGCAUCGAGGACCUUCUCAUCCAGCACAGCUGCCCCAGGACAGGACCCACCGCUCAGCCCCGGCCCCUGCCACAAGCCCCCAUCUCUGGGGACGCCUGUAUCUAUGAGAAGGGCUACCUCCAGCGUGAGGGCCGGACCCCUGACUAUCUCCACUGUGGAGUGUUCGGGGAUCCCCAUGUUCGCACCUUCCGUGAUGAGUUCCAAACGUGCACUGUACAAGGGGCCUGGCCACUGAUAGAUAAUGAGUAUCUAUACGUUCAGGCAACUAGCGCCCCCAUGAGAGGAGGGGUGUAUGCCACGGCUCUCAUCACGAUUACCAUCAUCUUUAAGAACUGGCGCCAGUGUAUCGAGCAGCAGAUCUACCAGGCGGAGCUGGACAACGUUCCCGCAGCCUUCGUGGACGGCUCAGUGACCAGCGGGGAGAGGCAGGGCCAGCACAGCCUGAGCGUCCACUCUGAUCUGCCUGGGCACCAGGCUGAGAUCCGUGCUGCCCACAUCGGCACCACCCUGGUGGUGCGUCAGAGUGGGCGGUCCCUGGGCCUGUCAGUACGCUCGCCAAGUGCCAUUGCUGAAGCAUUCACCCCCGAGCAGGACCUGCAGCUGUGUGUAUAUGGCUGCCCACCUUCACAGCGCCUAGAGACGCUACCCAGCCCCUCUUCUUCCUCCUCCCUUUCCUCCUCUUCCUCAAGCCAGCCCUCUGCUGCAGCCCAUGUCCACUGUGCAGCCCUCCUCCCUGCUAGGGACAUCUACUACCAGGCCUGCCUGUUUGACCUGCUGGCCACAGGGGACCUCAACUCCAGCACGGCGGCUGUGGCGGCCCUGGAAGACGCCCGGGGAAUGAUCUCAGACCCCAAUAAGGUGCAUCUGCUACUGGUGGGCAAUGCCGAUGGUAGUAGCCCAUGUCUGCCUCUGAUCCUGGCUGUGGCUGUCCUAUCAGAGCAUCUGUUGGCUCUGUGGACUGGGCAGUGUUUAUGAACUAGUGACUGGUAGGAGCUGUGGGCAUAGCAUUAGCCACACUGACUCUGACUGAGCAGAUGCUUUAAAAAAAAUCUUGAUGGCCUUGUUUCAUAAACAACAGGCAUCACCUUUGACUGGUUGGAACCCAGUGGCAUUGUGACUGGUUACAGAGGUCAAUGUUUCCCUGAUUCGUUUUCUUCCAGCAGGAGAAGAAUGUUGAUAGGAAUAAAUACAGGUGAAUGCUCUCAGUGAGGAUAGAAGUGAACUAUUGAAGCUUGACACUAGUUGUGUUGAUUCUAAUCCCUUAACUACGCUGAGACAAAUGUAUUAAAACAAUAUGUAUUAUCCAUCUCAGCACAGAGGAUGGCCUGUUGAAUAAUUCCACGAAUCCAGACAGUCAAUGGAAUCUUCAACUCUUUUUUUAUAUACUUACUGUUAUUUUCUGUUUAUUUUAUCAUGGAGGGAAUUUAGUGGUUUAUUUAUAGUAAAUAUAAUACUACAGUGGUAUCAUCCUCUGUAAAGAAACUAAUUUAUCACUAAUUUAUUAUGUCAUCUUUGUGUGUCUACAUUUGGUUUGCAGUGAGUUGUAAUAAUGUCUCGAUUUCAUAAGGGACUGUUUUUGAAUGUACGUUUGGUUCAUAUGUCAGUAUUUGUAAGACAAUGUUUACAAUGUAUUGUUCAUCCUGUUCAUAUUUUUACCUAGUGUAGUUGCCAAAGUAAAAAAUAUAUCUUCCCAAAGUUACUCAUACCAUCUUUCUAAAACAAUACAGAUCAAACAAGGAGUAAAUUAAAAUAAUAUAUUGUUUUCCAAAUGAAAAUAUCUCAAAUUGCCUUCCAUGUAAUAAUGUGAUCUCUGUCAAGGAAAAAAGAUAUUUAUACCUACAGAUUCUAAUAUAUUUCCCUUUGUGAGUUUUAUUAAAUUUGAUCGUUUUUUUCCCCCAAGACCAGAAAAUGGUCUGUAUAAUGUCCUGAGUGUGUAUUUUUAAUGAGCGACCUUAACUGGGAUUUUGUGAACCUUGAAAUGUCCAAUACAACUGCAGUAUUCCUCUGGAGGGGCUACUGAGGCAGCAUUUGGGUGAGUUGAGUUCUCCUUUGCUGUGACUGGUAGCUCUCUUCUACCAUCUGAUGUCAGAUGUCUUCUCUGGUGUACUGUCCAGCAUUCCUGUUGUUGCUUCUGUGAUAGCUGGAAUGAGUCCAUUCUAGACCCCUCUUAGCUUCUCCGAUGGAAUAGGUCAAUGUAGAAAGUGACAGGAGGGGGGGUUGUGGUGUCCGGGGCAGUGGUGUGGAUCAAAAAGGGGGGGAAAUUUUAUUGUUUUUUUAUUGAUUGUAUUGGUUUUGAUGUGAUUCAAUAAAAAAAUUUCACAACAAAAAAUAAAGUGAUAAGAGACAGCGAGGAACCACACCUUAAUACAGUAAACAAUAUUAGAAGAUGUAUACUUGGCAAUUAAGGACACUUUAUUUCAAUGAUCUUUCAGUAUUCUUCUGUACAAAACACAAAUCAAAUUUGUAAUGAGAAUCCUUCAUAUUACAUACUGUGAAUGACUAGAAGUGAAGUAAAUUGAAAUUAAGUUUGAACCUUACUCUCUUAUUGCUCUAUUCAUCAGAUCCACUUUAGCCGACAUCUGCAUAGAGGUUGUUUUGGCGGUGUCGGAGGUGAACUGCGUUAGAGCUGUCAAAUCCACAAGGGCUCCUGGCAUUAUACCUCCAUCGGACAUUGCUAUUGGCUGCACAGCGUCACAUUAAGAGAAAUCCCAUGUAGCCUUGUUUACAAGUUCGAACACUAGAAUGGAGAUGUAAUCUUCACCUCGAUUAGGCUGAUAGAAAUCCUCAUUAUUUAGAUUAAUGAUUUUCAAUUAGAGCAUCAUUAUUUCUAUAUAGCCUACACUUUCUUAUUCUGUCCUUCUAACGCCAGUGGGACGGUGUGGCUUCAUGACAGUGAUCAAGAGCAGCUGCUCACCGAUUUGACUGCUCUAAUGCAGCUACACCUCCGACACUGCCAAAACAUCAGCCAUUUUUCUACCCAAGCCUUUUUUCACUUUAGUGGAUAAGCUUAUAUCUUUUUGGGGGGAGCGGUGGGAGUCCAAGAAUACAUAAAGCAUUCCUCCAGAGAGAUAGAACACACAAGUCCUUCCUAACUUUAUGCAUUAUUGCUGGUCAUCGACUAUACAAAAUAUUGUUUACUGGCUUCGCACCCCAGAAACUGACUUGUGUCAAACAGAAGUCAACCCCUAUUUCUCUUCCUCUUUGUCAGCUUUAGUCACCUCCAAUCUUACUAUUUCAGCUUCGCGCUACACAUCCAAUCCAAUUGUUGUCAAUAUUCUUAAAAUGUGGCCUUAAUUCCGUCAACACUUUAAAUUCUGUGAAUUCUCUAAGUUCCUAUAUGUAAUAAUCACCUCUUCCUUUCAGCCAAACUGGAUUCAGCUUGAAGUCUGUGGCAGAGGAAUGGCCUUACUAAGUUUAAUGGCCUUUAUAUUGAUGGCACCUUUACAUUUGAUAGCGAGGUCAUCAACAUUGGCAAUCUACCCCAUUCAAGUGUAUUUAGGUAUUUCCAAAUGUAGGUAUUUUUGAGAUAAUCAUGUCCUUUGAUAACCCAUCACUUAAUAAAAUUAGAUCUGGGCGGGAAAAGGAACUUGGUUGAGAGACCUUGGACGAAGUCUGGAAUAGUGCCUUGCGUGGGGUAAAUGGAAGCUCCUCUUGUGUCCGGCUCAGCUUUAUACUUCACUGUAUCCAUUUCAGUAAGGCCAGGCUCUCCAAAUUCUACCCAAAUAUUGAUGGUACAUGUGACAGGUGUAAAAGCUCUUUGGCACACUUGACUCACAUAAUGUGGUUUUGUCCCUGUCUGGCAGACUACUGGUUCACUAUAUUUAAAACACUUUCUGAAGCAUUUGAUAUAGAGUGGCAGCCUAGUGCAGAAAUUGCUAUUUUUACCAAACAACAAUCCUUCCCUGACCAAUAGACUGCUAGAUGCCAUUGCCUUUGCCUCCCUGUUGGCACACAGAAGGAUUAUAUUGGAUUGGAAAUCUAUCAACCCUCCCUCAGCCUCUCUUUGGCCCAACUAAUUUUCCUAAAAUUAGACAAAAUUAAGUAAACCUUUCAAGGUUCAACCAACUAAUUUUAUUCCAGCUGGGACCUGAUGAUAUCCUAUUAGUAUUCUUGUCCCCACCUCCAGCCCUUAAGGUUACUGCUACAUAGGCCUAUAGCAUCACCUUCCUCCAGAUCAGUAUUCUUGUCCCCACCUCCAGCCCUUAAGGUUACUGCU